AUGGGCAUACAUUGGUGGCAUCCUAUUGUUAUAUUGCAACGAUCUUUUGUACCAAAUUUAAGAAGAACUCACUUGCAUUUCAUUUUCACCAAAGUUUGUGUAUUCAGUCGCUACAGCAAAGUACUUCAACCCUCCAGAACUAGACAUACAUUAAUGCCGAACUACAUACAAGCCGAAAUAUAG
Molecule: messenger RNA, 183 nt
Organism: Penicillium digitatum Pd1
Lineage: Eukaryota; Fungi; Ascomycota; Eurotiomycetes; Eurotiales; Aspergillaceae
Source: RefSeq, a predicted model, not a curated record